Messenger RNA from Struthio camelus australis, 1401 nucleotides. NCBI's taxonomy places the organism in Eukaryota, Metazoa, Chordata, Aves, Struthioniformes, Struthionidae. The record is from RefSeq and is a predicted model, not a curated record.
AUGGCGAUUGAGUUCGUGUGUAAAAUCAAAUUUGCCGAGGGGGAUGAGAAGCAAAAGGAGAAAGAAGAAGGGGAUAAGGAGAGCCUGAUUGAGGAGCCCGCGCGGCCCCGGUCCCGGGACCUGGCUGCCUUCGCCAGCGCCAGCACACUGCACGGCCUUGGACACAUCUGCCGGUCAGGGCGGCUGGGCGUGCGUCAGACCCUCUGGGCGUUUGCCUUCCUGGCCUCGCUCGCCUUCUUCCUCUACCAGGCGGCCAAGUCGGCGCUGCUCUACCUGGAGCACCCCCAUGUCAUGGCCUUGGACGAGGAGGCCAUCCGCGAGAUGGUCUUCCCCGCCAUCACUAUCUGCAACAUCAACCGCUACCGCCACUCAGCACUCACCGAUGCCGACAUCUUCCACUUGGCCAACAUGACUGGGCUGCCCCCCAAGGACCGGGAUGGCCACAAGGCCACGGACCUGCUCUACCCAGACCCCGACAUGGCUGACAUCGUCAACCGCACCGGCCACCAGCUCGAUGACAUGCUCAAGAGCUGCAACUUCAGCGGCGAGAACUGCUCCUCCCGUGACUUCGCUGUGAGUGAUGUUGACCCCUUGCCAUGGAGCCUAAGGAGUGGCACGGUCACAGCUUCCUGCGGGCAGCAGGGCUCCCUCAGCUCCCCUGCGCGUGUGCCCCGGAUCUGGACGCCCCUCAGAGCACCCGCCGAGCUGUGCCCUGGCCUCUCCUCACCCCGCAACGAGUCCAUCUGCUCUCCCAACGUGUACAUCGAGUGUGCCGACCACACGCUGGACGCGGCGGUGGAGGACAGCCAGGAGCGCUGCAGCUGCCCCACGCCGUGCAACCUGACACGCUACGGCAAGGAGAUCUCCAUGGUGCGCAUCCCCAACAAGGGCUCGGCGCGCUACCUCGCCCGCAAGUACAACAAGAACGAGACCUACAUCCGGGAGAACUUCCUGGUGCUGGACAUUUUCUUCGAGGCGCUGAACUACGAGGCCAUUGAGCAGAAGAAAGCCUACGACCUUGCUGGGCUUCUCGGGGACAUCGGGGGGCAGAUGGGCCUGUUCAUCGGUGCCAGCAUCCUCACUAUCCUGGAGAUCCUGGACUAUGUCUACGAGGUGAUCCGCGACAGGGUGACCCGGCUCUUGCGCCGCUCCAAGCCGCCCCUGAAGAAGCCCUCGGGCAGCAUCGCCACGCUGGGACUGGAGGAGCUCAAGGACCAGCACGCAGGGUCAGCCUUGUCUCAAAGCACACGGAGCGGAGGGGAGAUGCCCCACGACCGGGACCGAGAGCAGCACCGGGCCGCAGACUGGUCGGCAGAAUUGGACCAGCAAGGGGACAGGGAUGGGGAUGCCAGGGUGGGCUUUGGGGGAGGGGACAUUGCCUCCCCCCGCCCUCCACUGUAG